Molecule: messenger RNA, 996 nt
Organism: Plectropomus leopardus (leopard coralgrouper)
Lineage: Eukaryota; Metazoa; Chordata; Actinopteri; Perciformes; Serranidae
Gene: fitm1
Product: fat storage inducing transmembrane protein 1
Biological process (GO): phospholipid biosynthetic process; lipid droplet organization; lipid storage
Cellular component (GO): endoplasmic reticulum membrane
Molecular function (GO): coenzyme A diphosphatase activity
Source: RefSeq, a predicted model, not a curated record
CUGCAGAACAAAUCACCAAGUGGACGAACGCAGCAGAUAAACAUGGAUCUGAAGACAGAAAACUCCUCAAAUGGCUCCACACCAGAGAUCAACUUGGAGAAGUUACAUAAGAUGGCUGCAGAGGUGAUUCUGCUGGGAAAAUUCAUCCUCAGACUGCUGAAUGCUGCUCUGGUGUUUGUGACAGACAUACUGGCCAGGAUUUUAGGAAGUAACCUGGUCAGACGCCAUUUCCACCUGAUGCUGUCUGCUUUGGUGCUGUUUGGUCCUGUGCUGAGCUUCUGGGUGUCAAAGUACAGCAUCUUCGCUAACAGCAACCAUUACCUUUACAGAAAGUUCCUUAGGUCCACUUGGGGUUGGACCUGCAUCUUCACAGCGUCCUUCAUCCUCCUCCUCUCCGUCUCAGCCCGUCGCUCUCCCUCUCUCCUCCUCCGCCACCUCUCUCGGAUAGGGGUUGUGGGGUUGCUCUGGUGGGGCUGUCAGCGCCUCCUGGCCCUGCUGGAGAAUGCAACAGGAACAUGUUAUGAACCUGUGACCCCUGCCCAGGAUAUCCAAGGCACCGCCUCCUCUCUGCAGCCCCUCCUACUCCUGCAUGAAGACCAAACCAAGGCCUCCUGCCUCAAAGCCGGCAUGGUGUGGAGAGGUUACGAAGUGUCCCAGGACGUCCUCAUCAUCUGUUUGUGUUGCCUGCUGCUCGUGGAGGAAAUAUCUGUCUUUGGACUUCACCUGGCUCAAACAAAAUGUCCGCAGAGGUCGCCCGGUGCCCCUUUGAGGUUCAUCUUCCUCCUGUGUGUGAGUCUGCUCGCUCUUUGGAUGUUCCUGCUGCUGUGUUUGCUUGCACACUUCCCCAAGUUCCCCUCCCAGCAGCUGGGAGGAGCUCUGGGCUACCUGGGAUGGAGAGGACUCUAUCAGGGGUGGUACAGACUCAAACUGAGCUGGGGCUGUCCUGGUUUGCCGGGAGAUGGACUUUUCACCACCACGGACAAACAGCCUCAGUAG